Hymenoscyphus albidus is the source of this 2042-nucleotide messenger RNA. The record is from the annotation of a GenBank genome assembly. NCBI's taxonomy places the organism in Eukaryota, Fungi, Ascomycota, Leotiomycetes, Helotiales, Helotiaceae.
GAGAUUUAUUGAGUUUUGAAGAGAACUGAAAACAAUUGAGUUUACUUCUGAUUAAUUGAUGCCGAUAUCUAAGUAUAAAUUGAUAGCCCGCUUUGUAUCGGCUUUCCCCCUGACUUCAUGCCAUGCUCACAACAUGCUUUUCCCUUGUGCGACGGCGGAGCCUCCAAGCAACCACAACCACAACCACAACCCCGCAAUUCUACGUAAAGAUAAGCACUUUCACCACCACAUCCCACCUUCCCCAUACAAUCAGCCUGCCAGGGCUUAACCGAGCAUUCAGACACUUCAGUACACAUAAGCAAAUAUCAUCGAGGCAUCAGGGAAGAAGUGCGAACAAACUACAGAACCAUAUUAUCACCCGAAGACCAAUAGCCAACAUGGAGUCCUAUGAAACGAUCCUCAGGGGCAAAUACCCCGCCAAAGCGCAUGCCAGAAAAGUGGUCGAGUAUAUGCGAAAGAAGGGAAAGACGGUCAAUGGAGUGCUUUACCUGGAAGGCCAGAAGACGAAGAUGAUUGAGGAUAAUGAUGGCGAAGCACAUUUCAGGUUUGUUACACUUCUCCUGCUGGCAGUCGUUCUGCUAAUUUCCUUGCGCCAGACAGCGACGAUACUUUUACUACCUCACUGGGUGCCAGCUGCCAGACAGCUAUUUCACAUACGAUAUCGACACGGAUAAAUCUACCCUCUAUAUUCCCCCAAUCGAUGCCGAAUCUGUCAUCUGGUCUGGUCUGCCUAUGUCUGUGGAAGAAGCGCUCUCCCUCUACGAUGUAGACGCUGUAUCCACCACCCCCGAAGUCGCAGCCGUUCUAGCACAUCCCCACGAACACCCUUCUAUCUACGCAAUCAAGAACCAAGUCAGUGAUCACAUCACCUUCCUCGAAUUCAACGACAAAGACUUUGAGCUUCUCAAAGAAGCAAUUGAAGAGUGUCGAGUGAAGAAGGAUGAAUACGAGGUUGCGUUGAUUAAGAAGGCCAAUGCUAUCAGUACCCUCGCACAUACGAAAGUCUUGCAGAUGGUGAAGACGGCGAAGACGGAGGCGGAGUUGUAUGGUGCUUUUUUGGCGACUUGUAUUUCGAAUGGAUGUGCCGAACAAGCUUAUCAUUCUAUUGUUGCUAGUGGGACUGCCGCGGCGACUUUACAUUAUGUGGAUAACACGAAGCCUUUGGAUGGGAAGCUGAAUUUGUUGCUGGAUGCUGCGGGGGAAUUGAAUUGUUACGCCGCUGAUAUUGUGAAUAUUCCCCUUUCAAAUAAUGUUGGGUGUAAAUGCUAAUUCAAACAGACAAGAACUUUCCCCAUCUCCGGGAAGUUCUCCAAGGAAAGUCGGGAGAUUUACGACAUCGUUUUUCAUAUACAACACGUCUGCACAGACAUGUUAAAAGCGGGUGCCAUAUGGGACGAAAUCCAUCUCAAAGCCCAUGAACUCGUCAUUGAGGGUCUUCUCCAGCUGGGAAUCUUGCAAGGAGAAAAGGAAGCUAUCCUCAAGGCGAGAACGAGUGUUGCUUUCUUCCCGCAUGGCUUGGGACAUUAUCUAGGAAUGGAUACCCAUGAUACUGGUGGACAUGCGAAUUACGCGGAUAAGGACUCGAUGUUUAGGUAUCUGAGAGUUAGGGGGCAGGUCCCGGCUGGGAGUGUUAUUACUGUUGAACCUGGAGUAUGUUUCUUCUUCCCCCCCAUUCCAUUUUUUGCCCUCUCUCCCUUCCCUUACCACUUCCACUCUCAUCAAAUUCGAUUCAAUGCUAACAUAGCACAGAUCUACUUCUGCCGCUUUAUCAUCGAACCGUACCUCACUGAUCCCGUCCACUCUAAAUUCAUCAACGUGGAGGCUUUGGAAAAGUACUGGUUGGUUGGGGGUGUGCGGAUUGAGGAUAAUAUCUUGGUUACUGAGGAGGGGUAUGAGAAUUUGACGACGGCUGUUAAGGAUGUGGAGGAGAUGGAGAGGAUUAUUAAUGGGUCGUAAAUAUUUCUUUUGAGGAGUGUGAUUGGAAGGAUGGGAGUGGAUGUAGAUAGUGAAUUUGAUGUGUGAAUAAAUGAUUUUGAGGUUGC